AUGUACGGAUAUGCUGCUUCCAAGUUUUCCCUCUCCCACGAGGAGAAGCUGUCUUUAAUCGAGGAGAAGUCGCUAUCUGAUGUGGAAAGCGAGAGCGGCCGGGCGGAUAUAGAGACUCGAUUCUCGACGCGGAGAUGGAUCACAAGCGCAAAGUCAUACUGUAAAGCAGUACGGUUCUCAUCAUGGAGCUCCACGAUAUUACGGACGGCAAUCUUCCUGACACCCAGCUUCGUACAUCACCGACUUACCCGCGAGCGCUCACGGAACGAUAGAAUUGGGCCAACAGCCUACUUGGAUGGCAUGCGAGGCUUAGCCGCGCUCUUCGUUUUCUUCUGUCAUUACUUUUAUACGGCAUUCGCAAUAGCAGAAGGAUGGGGUCAUAACAACGCAAACUACGAAAUAUGGAAGCUCCCUUUUGUCCGGUUACUUGUCAGUGGACCAACCAUGGUCUGCCUUUUCUUUGUUAUUUCAGGGUACGCCCUAUCGUUGAAGCCGUUGAAGCAAAUUCGCAGUCGCACAUUCGACGGCUUUGCCGCUACGAUGUCAUCGUUCGUCUUCAGGCGGGGCUUUCGACUCUUCCUUCCCACGACCAUUUCUACAUUCAUGGUUCUCAUCCUCCUCCAGCUCGGCUUCUACGAACACAAUCAGGAGUUCGCCAACGACAAACAAUUCUUCAGAAACGUUGUCGAAUUCCAUCCGCAGCGCAAAGAGACGCUCAACGACGAGCUUUCUCGUUGGGGCACCGAAAUGUUCAACUUUGUCCAUGUUUGGGGCUGGGAGAAGUUUGGCGGAAGCACGGGUUAUGAUGUGCAUCUAUGGACCAUACCCGUGGAGUACCGGUGCUCCAUGAUGCUGUUCCUUGUGUUGUUCGGGCUGGCAAGGCUACGAACUGGACUGCGCUUCCUUUGUCUGGCAGGAAUCUCCUGGUUUGUCCUACGAAACGAUCGAUGGGAGAUGUUCCUGUUCCUGGCUGGUAUGGGCCUAGCUGAAUUGGACAUAAUCCGUGGAGCACACAACCCGCCGCCUUCGCAAACAUCCGCGAGAUCCAUACUCCCUUUCGAGGAGACGCCAUCUACGCGGAAACGAUGCCCCAAGGCAUUGAUGUGGAUCGUUUUAUCGAUCCCGGCCUUGUAUCUAAUGUGCGAACCCGACUUGGGGACCGAAGGCAUGCCAGGCUGGCAGUUCUUGGGCACCCUGAUUCCAGAAUGGUUUUCCGACAAGUACCGAUACUGGCAGAUGAUCGGAUCUGUCAUAUUCGUCUUCUGCGUCGCACGCUCACCCCAGUGGCAGAGCGUCUUCAACACCUCGUUCGUACAAUAUUUUGGGCGCAUCAGCUACGCCAUCUACCUGAUGCACGGCCCCGUCAUGCACACGAUCGGAUAUAUCAUUGAAAAAUGGGCCUGGAGCUUGACCGGCACCGAAGGUUACGCAUACAACACCGGUUUCAUCCUCGCCAGUUUCAUCAACAUUCCUUUGGUCAUCUGGGCGGCUGACGUCUUCUGGCGAGGCGUUGAUGCACCCACUGUCAGGUUUACGAAAUGGUUGGAGAGCAAGGUUGUUAUUUUGGAUUAG
Pseudomassariella vexata is the source of this 1572-nucleotide messenger RNA. Its product is annotated as acyltransferase. Bases 1 to 1572 code for a protein of 523 amino acids. Gene Ontology annotation, cellular component: membrane. Lineage: Eukaryota; Fungi; Ascomycota; Sordariomycetes; Amphisphaeriales; Pseudomassariaceae. The transcript has a single exon. Gene Ontology annotation, molecular function: acyltransferase activity, transferring groups other than amino-acyl groups. Gene Ontology annotation, biological process: polysaccharide biosynthetic process. The record is from RefSeq and is a predicted model, not a curated record.